This is a messenger RNA of Racocetra fulgida, 468 nucleotides long. The record is from the annotation of a GenBank genome assembly. Lineage: Eukaryota; Fungi; Glomeromycota; Glomeromycetes; Diversisporales; Gigasporaceae.
AUGGCAUGGGAAGAACACUUAUAUAAUGCUGAAAAAAUUCACAAAACUGUUACCACAAAUCAUAUUACUGAUUCAAAUAAUUGUGAAAACCAAUUAGAAUCAAGUUUUGAACAAAGAAAUGAGAUAAACAACCCAAUUGCACUUGACCUUAAUGAAAAUAUGCAUAUUCUGAUACUUGAUGAUGCUAUUAUCAGAGAAUUGACUAAAGAUGGUGACAAUGAAAAUGAGGAUUUUGAAGAGUUAGCUACAACUUCUAACAUGCAAAACUGUCAUUCAGCUAAACAUGAAGGUUCAAAGAUUGAACUUAAAUACCUUUUUACACAUGCUUUAUCACAACUUUUAUUUGUUCGUACUCUUCAGGCUCGCGAAGAGAAUUGGACUUUUAGCUACAAAUUAUUGGUUGAUCUGAUUACACAGACCAAUAUGACCAAUAUGACCAUGAUUGAACUAGUCAUAUUGGUCAUAUUG